This is a messenger RNA of Arabidopsis lyrata subsp. lyrata, 992 nucleotides long. Its product is annotated as probable transcription factor At4g01260. The transcript has a single exon. The record is from RefSeq and is a predicted model, not a curated record. Gene Ontology annotation, biological process: regulation of DNA-templated transcription. Lineage: Eukaryota; Viridiplantae; Streptophyta; Magnoliopsida; Brassicales; Brassicaceae. Bases 91 to 777 code for a protein of 228 amino acids. Gene Ontology annotation, cellular component: nucleus.
CAGCCUUCUGGUUCUAAGACGACCACCAAACCAAGUCACGUGGGGACGAAGCGAGUAAGCGAGAAAACAGAUGAAGGGAGUAAGAAGAAAAUGAAGAUGAGCGAGGAUGAUGUGAAGAACGAUGAAAAGCCAAAGCAAAAUCUGUUUGUCAGGAAAUUCAGCAAAGAGGAUGAAAUCGUUAUCCUUCAAAGUAUCAUAGAUUUCAAUACUAGGAGUGAAUACCCUAGUGAUGCUUUCUAUGAGGAUGUCAAAAAAUCGAUUAGUUUUGAAGCUACUACAGAUCAGUUAGUUACCAAAAUUCGGAAUUUGAGGAGAAAAUUUGAUGAAAAGAUUCUCAAGUCCCUUGAAAAGGGAAAGACUGAAGAACUGAUUUUUUCUUCGAAAGCUUUUGACCAGAGAUGUUUUGAUUUAUCUAGGAAGAUUUGGGGAAGUAACGGGUUUUUGUCUUCGAAAUCAAAGACAAUGCUCCAAGGACAGCAUCUUGGAGGAAAGAUCAAGAAGGAUGAUGAAGACGAAGAUCCAAAGAAACAUGUCAUAAGCACUUUGUCUUUUGGUCAAGAGUUGGUUUCUUUCAUUUCGGUUGAGAAUCCGACUAUGUUGGGAAUGGAUGAAGCAAAGUGGAUUGCAAAUUGGGAUAAGGUCAAAGAUGGACCAGAGAAGAGAGAGUUGGAAUUUAUUUUGAAGAAGUUGCAGGCUAAGCAAGUGGAGCUUGUUAUGAUGAGGAUUGGGUUUAUAAACGACGCAGCUGCUGUGUUAUUCAAACAAGACAAGGCAUGAUCUUCUUCCGGUAAGUAGAUGAAAGAGCUGGUGGUAUGUUAGUGUAAUGUUUUUUACCCUUUUCUUUUUGCUAUUUUGCGGCUUUAGUUGUUUUGGUAACAUUUUAUCGGUGGUUUGGCGUUUAAGUCUUUUGUUGUGUUAGCUUUUCUAUCGGAUAUUUUGUGUUUGCACCUUUUGUUGGAUAUGCUUGAUUGGGUAGAAGACCCCUUCGUUUA